Ipomoea nil (Japanese morning glory) is the source of this 1512-nucleotide messenger RNA. Its product is annotated as cytoplasmic tRNA 2-thiolation protein 2. Gene Ontology annotation, molecular function: tRNA binding; sulfurtransferase activity. The record is from RefSeq and is a predicted model, not a curated record. The transcript has 7 exons. The coding region runs from base 56 to 1483 and encodes 475 amino acids. Gene Ontology annotation, biological process: tRNA wobble position uridine thiolation. Gene Ontology annotation, cellular component: cytosol. NCBI's taxonomy places the organism in Eukaryota, Viridiplantae, Streptophyta, Magnoliopsida, Solanales, Convolvulaceae.
GUCCAAAUCAGAAUAACUACCCUGCACUCGCGACUCGCGAUCUCAGUGAAACAAAAUGGCGUGCAACGCAGCAACCUGCGACUCCGGUUGCUACAGAGACGCCUCCGGCGAAGUCGGGGAAAAGGAGCAGCAGAAGCGGCCGGUGACCGGGAAUAACGGAGAUACACCGGGUGCGAACAGCUCCGAGUCCUCUGGCAACCGCAUCUGCGUAAAAUGUAAACUUAAUGAAACCAUCACUGCCAGCGGCGGCGGCGGCGGUGUAAGAGGAGAUGGCGAAAGGUUCUGUGCUGAUUGUUUCAGAAGUAAUCUGUAUGGGAAGUUCAGGUUUUCAGUUAGCUCCAAUGCUAUGAUCUCGCCUUCGGAUAACGUCCUUGUAGCCUUUUCCGGCGGCCCCUCCUCCAGGGUGGCUCUUCAUUUUGUUAGUGAGAUGCAAGACAAAGCUCAGAAGAAUUUUGAAGCCAGCAGGGACCGAGCAUUACCUGUUUUUGGUGUUGGGGUUGCAUUUGUUGAUGAACGAUCAAUUUCCCCAGUUCCUUGUCAUGAAUUUGAUAAAGCAAUUGAAGAGAUGAAACUGAUUGUUUCAAAUUUGGCUCCACCACUGAAACAAUUCCAUGUUGUCCCUACUGAGUCUGUCUACUCAUUAGAACCUGCUAAUGGAAGAGAGCAGCUGAAAAAGUUAAUUGACGCUGUUAGUGAUACAACAGGAAGAGAAGAUCUUCUGGAGCAUUUUCGUAUGUUAGCCUUGCAAAAGACUGCUCUUGAAAAUGGAUACACCAAAAUUGUCUUAGGCACGUGUACAUCAAGGAUUGCUUGUCAUGUACUUGAAGCAACUGUCAAGGGCCAAGGUUACUCCUUAGCUGCAGAUAUCCAAUACGUUGAUGCAAGAUGGGAAAUUCCAGUAUUGCUCCCCCUUCGUGAUUGUUUUGCUCAUGAGAUGAGUUUGCUGUGCUGCCUUGACAGUUUAAAGACAGUAGAAUUGUUUAAUGGUCUACGUUCUGGCAUCAAUGGUCUGGUCUCCUCAUUUGUGAAAUUAUUGCAGGAGGAGAAUCCAUCCAGAGAGAGCACAAUUGUAAGAACAGCAGGAAAGCUUACCCCUUUCCAUUUCAAUAGAAUUCCAGAAGAUAACGAAUAUAAUGGUCACACAGCAUCUCAGAGGAGGCAGAAGAAAUACAAUAUCAAAACUGAUAACUUGAUUCCUCAAGAGUCAUUUUGUCCCAUAUGCAAUAGUCCAGUCAAGAUCUCUGACCUUACAAAUUUAACCCGUUCUGAGGAUGUUCAAACAAGUAUAGAUCUUACAGGGUCAUGCUGCUCAAGUUGCCAGUUUCAAAUUUUGCCCGGGGAGCUCUCAGCUAUAGACUAUUUUCAUUCACUCCUACCAGACCCAAUAAUUGCCCGAGCAAAAGAUGCAAGAUUUAUCCAUCAGAGCAGGCUAAGGGAGCAAAUAGAGGACUGCUUGCUCUCAGACACUGAAGAUGGAACCUAAGCUUAUGUUUGUAAUUCAUUGUUUAUAAA